AUGGCUGAUAUAUCCACCACACUGCCUCUAUCGCGUUCGUCCGUCCUGUCUGCCCACGAGCUUAUAAAAGCACACAUUUACCGCACCCCCGUGCUCACGAACACGACCCUCUCUACCCUUGCGUCCACGCCGCAGUCUCCCGAUGAUCUCCAGGGCACCCGUUUUGAGGGCAGGACGCCGGCAAGGCCCAAGAUGAGGCUGUGGUUCAAAUGCGAGAAUUUGCAGAGAGUAGGCGCAUUCAAGGUCCGAGGGGCGUUCCACGCGCUGGGCAGGCUGACGAUGGAGGAAGGGUGGGCCGAGGGCGGCGGAAAGGAGAGGGGUGUCGUGACGCACAGUUCCGGCAACCACGCGCAGGCGCUCGCCCUGGCAGCGCGCGAGUCGUGCGUCCGGGCGCACAUCGUCAUGCCCACCGUGUCGGUGCCGCAGAAGGUCGCGGCCACGAGGGGCUACGGCGCGGCCGUCUACUUCAGCGGCAGCACGUCGGUCGAGCGCGAGGCCGUGGCCGACAGGGUGAUUUCCGAGACGGGCGCGCGGCUCGUCCCGCCGUACGACCACCCGGACAUCAUGCUCGGGCAGGGGACCAUGGGGAUCGAGCUCCAGGAGCAGGUGGCCGAGCUGAAGGCCCGGACGGACCCGUACGCGUCCGCCGGGACCGCGGGCCUGGACGCAAUCGUGGCCCCUUGCGGCGGCGGCGGCAUGCUCUCGGGCGUGGCGCUCUCCGCGGAGGGAACUGGCGUCCGGGUCUUCGGGGCGGAGCCUAGCUUCCAGGGGGCCGACGACGGCAAGCGCGGCUUCGAGUCGGGCCGGAGGGUGGAGGCUGUGAGCUCGCUCACCCUGGCGGAUGGGUUGAGGACGCCCGUGGGCGAGUGGCCGUGGAAAGUGAUUUACGAGAGGAGGCUGGUGAGCGGCAUGUAUAGCGUUACGGAGGAGGAGAUCAAGAAGGCCAUGAGGCUGGUACUGGAGAGGAUGAAGGUGGUGGUGAAGCCGAGCGCCUGCGUCGGCCUGGCGGUUGCCCUGUUUGACGAGGAUUUCAGAGCCAUGGUGGAGAGGGAGGGAGGCGACACGGGCUGGGACCUGGGUGUGGUUUUUAGUGGUGGGAAUGUCGGCGUCGAUGCCAUUGGGAGCUUGUUUGCUGAGUAG
Molecule: messenger RNA, 1140 nt
Organism: Metarhizium album ARSEF 1941
Lineage: Eukaryota; Fungi; Ascomycota; Sordariomycetes; Hypocreales; Clavicipitaceae
Product: threonine dehydratase catabolic
Exons: 2
Coding region: 1-1140 (379 amino acids)
Biological process (GO): pyruvate biosynthetic process; D-serine biosynthetic process; L-serine metabolic process
Molecular function (GO): pyridoxal phosphate binding; D-serine ammonia-lyase activity; L-serine ammonia-lyase activity
Source: RefSeq, a predicted model, not a curated record